Molecule: messenger RNA, 894 nt
Organism: Penaeus monodon (black tiger shrimp)
Lineage: Eukaryota; Metazoa; Arthropoda; Malacostraca; Decapoda; Penaeidae
Exons: 4
Coding region: 301-894 (197 amino acids)
Source: RefSeq, a predicted model, not a curated record
GAGAGAGAGAGAGAGAGAGCAUGUGCGUGUGUGUACGUGUGUACGUUUCUGCAUGUGCGUGUGUGUACGUGUGUACGUUUCUGCAUGUGCGUGUUUUACGUGAUUUUCUAGAUCUUUUGGGGGACAAUGAUUGCCAGUAGAGUAGUUCAGCCAUAGUUUACCACGUUCCCCGAAUUACCUCACGUGACUCACGUGACCCGACAUGGCGAAUCUGAUUGGCUAAUGCCUCUGAAAAAUCGCAAUAAAAGGCGACCCAAAGGGGAAGAUAAUCACUUGGAUGGAAGAAGCUGACCUUGCAAAAUGUCAAGACAACUUUCUGUACGCCGCGGCCGCAAGCCAAGGAUUUCCCCUGCUGUUCGGGACCUCUCGUUCAGCGACGUUGAUGACCCCCAGCCAUCGACGUCGGGAAUCCAACGCUUGCGGAAUGCCCCAGAUCCUCUUCUAUACCUGUAUUCUACAGACGAAGAGGAUUAUACACCUCCUCUGAAAUUGCCUAGGACUAGCGAUCUCUCUGAAGUUGAAAUCUCCACUCGAUUUGACGGUGACGACUCGGAUUGGGAGGGAUCCGAGUUCGAUACCGAAGAGUCGGGUGUGGACGACGACUCAGAUGAAGAUUUGACUAUGUCCCGCUGGUGGAUACCUCUUUGGACUCCGACGAGCCCCUCGCAGAAUACGUCAGACGACAUUGGGAGCAGGGAGAAUUUCGUCAGGCGUCACUGCUUCGAGGGGACACCGGGUGUGAAAGCACCCCUUGAAGACUCGUCGACCCCAUUAGAAGUGUUCACCAGUGUGUUCCCAGAGGAGUUGUUUCAGACCAUCGUGGACGAGACGAAUCGGGGUGGGAGGACACAACGGUGCGGGAAGUCCGCUCCUAUGUCGGCUUACGAUUCCUGA